CGAACCUCGCGCCGCCGUCAACAUGGGCGCAGGACAGAGCCAGAUCCUCGAGGACAUGGAGAAGAACUCCAACUUCUCCGCCGUCGAGAUUCAGCGCCUCAAGAAGCGCUUCAUGAAGCUCGACCGAGAUGGCAGCGGCACGAUCGACAAGGAGGAGUUCCUCCAGAUCCCGCAGAUUGCGACCAACCCGCUCGCGAGCCGGAUGAUUGCCAUCUUUGACGAGGACGGUGGUGGGACGGUCGACUUUCAGGAGUUUGUCGCCGGCUUGAGCGCGUUCAGCAGUCGGGGAGAGCGCGACGAGAAGCUCAAGUUCGCGUUCAAGGUGUACGACAUGGACCGAGACGGCUUCAUCUCGAACGGCGAGCUGUUCCUCGUCCUCAAGAUGAUGGUCGGCAACAACCUCAAGGACCAGCAGUUGCAGCAGAUCGUCGACAAGACCAUGAUGGAGGCGGACCAGGACGGCGACGGCAAGCUCAGCUUUGGCGAGUUCAAGGACAUGGUCGCAAGCACCGACAUCGCCAAGCAGAUGACGCUCGAGGACAUGUGGUGAGGGGAGAAGGUCGACAUGGGCGCCCCGAGCCGAGCCGUUGCGGGAGGACGUGGUCGAGAAGGAGCGCGUCGUCGUCGUCGUCGUCGCGACGAGGCAGAGCGGAAGGAGGGGGGCAUCUUCCUCUUGUAACUGUACCCGACGCUGUAUACCCGCCCCGCCAUCCGUCUCGCUGCAUCUGCACGACUGUCUUGCACG
Molecule: messenger RNA, 745 nt
Organism: Rhodotorula graminis WP1
Lineage: Eukaryota; Fungi; Basidiomycota; Microbotryomycetes; Sporidiobolales; Sporidiobolaceae
Exons: 8
Coding region: 23-550 (175 amino acids)
Molecular function (GO): calcium-dependent protein serine/threonine phosphatase regulator activity; calcium ion binding
Source: RefSeq, a predicted model, not a curated record